Molecule: messenger RNA, 2889 nt
Organism: Tetrapisispora phaffii CBS 4417
Lineage: Eukaryota; Fungi; Ascomycota; Saccharomycetes; Saccharomycetales; Saccharomycetaceae
Gene: MDR1
Product: GTPase-activating protein MDR1
Exons: 1
Coding region: 1-2889 (962 amino acids)
Molecular function (GO): calcium ion binding
Source: RefSeq, a predicted model, not a curated record
AUGUCAUUUUUAGGUUCCUUACGCCAAAAGGCAACAUUCAUUGAUAAAAUAGCUGAAAGUUUUUUACCUUCUCUUACUAGAGACGAAAAGUUUAAGCUAGAAUACAGAUUACCUGAUGAAGAACUAAUAGUGGAUGAUAUAAAUGCAGACCUUUCCUUUGUUGGAGCCCAUAGUAAAUUAAGAGAAAUUCAGAACCAUAGGACCAAAGAACAGAAUGUUGGAGCAUAUGUGUUUUCAGGUAGGUUAUAUCUAACAAAACAUUUUUUGGUAUUUAGAGAUGCAUUCGAUAAAAAAUCUUGUGUUUUGUUACUUAACCUAUCAACAAUAAAGAGAGUGGAGAGAACUCCAUCUGAAGCAAAUAAUUUUUCUCUAACAUUGACAUUGUAUACUGGGUCUGAAGUAUUGAUACAGUUGAUGGGAUUGAAAUAUAAAUCUGAACAAUUUUCUGCUCAAUUAAAAUUACAUUUAAAGGAGAAUAUAGAAAAUGCAAGGAAAUUACCUCAAUUUUUGAACACUUGUUAUUCGGAGUUCAUACUUAACAAGAACAUUAUGCAUAAAACAGAUUUGAUACCACCAAAAUCAGGACUUGGACAACAAUUCAAAUAUCCUGGUAAUCCUUCAAUGGAAAAAGAAAAACUCAAAUUAAGACUUUGGUUUGAUUAUUUUAAGGAGAAUGGUGAAAAUAUGGGAAUAGUUAAAAAUCAUAUAUUUCAUAAACUAGUUAGGGUCGGUUUACCUAAUAGAAUUAGAGGUGAAAUUUGGGAAUUAUGUUCUGGUGCCAUGUACCUACGUUACGCCAAUGCGGGUGAAUACCAACAAAUAUUAGAAGAAAAUCAAGGGAAAACGUCACAAGCAACAGACGAAAUUGAAAAAGAUUUAAAGAGAUCCUUACCUGAAUACAAAGCAUAUCAAACAUCGGAAGGUCUAAAUAGGUUAAGGAAUGUGCUGACUGUUUAUUCUUGGAAAAAUCCAGAUGUUGGAUAUUGUCAAGCAAUGAAUAUCGUUGUAGCAGGUUUAUUAAUAUAUAUGACAGAAGAACAGGCAUUCUGGUGUUUAUAUAACUUGUGUGACGUGUAUGUUCCUGGUUAUUACUCCAAAACGAUGUAUGGUACUCUGUUGGAUCAAAAAGUGUUUGAAUAUUUUGUCGAAGAUAAAAUUCCAGUGUUAUGGGAGCAUAUACAAAAACAAGAUAUUCAACUAUCCAUCGUUUCAUUGCCAUGGUUUUUAUCAUUAUUUUUCACAUCGAUGCCGUUAGAAUUCAGUUUUAGAAUAAUGGAUAUAUUUUUUCUUAAUGGCUCAAGAACAUUAUUCCAGGUUUCUCUUGCGAUAUUAAAGGUCAAUGGUGAUGCGUUAUUAGCAUCAGAAGAAGAUGGUACUUUUAUUGCUGUUUUGAAGAAUUAUUUUCAAACUUUAGGCGACAGUGCAUACCCAGAUUCAGAUGAUCCUAAAUUAAGAAGUAUUACUAAAUUUCAACAGCUGCUUGUAACAGCCUUUAAGGAAUUCAAUGUUAUUACAUCUCAAAUAAUUUCUCAACAAAGGCAUAAAUUUGAAAAGGAAAUAACCUUAAAUAUUGAAACUUUUGUUAAGAAAACACAAAUUCGUCAAAUGCCUAAAACUUUCUAUCUUCAUAGUACUGACUUAUCAAAUAUCUAUGAUAUUUAUUAUCAAAGUAUAGAGACAUAUAAUAUAAGUCUCGGUAAAGGUUCCUCUAGUAUGAAUUAUGACGUUUUUGUUCAAUUUUUAGGUAAAUUUUGUGAUUGGUGUAAGCCAUGUGAAGCAGAUAAUGAUUCCAGAUUUGUUGAACAGAAAAAUGAGUUUUUGAAGAAAUUAUUCAAUUACUGGGAUACGAAUGAUUCUGGUGAACUGACGUUAAAUAAUGUUGUAGCUGGUUUAGAUAAGUUGAAGACAGAUGAUUUAUUAAUCAUGAUAAAUAAUUUUUUCAAUUUAUAUGAUAAGGACGGUGAUGGCGAAUUGCAUCGUGAGGAGGUCCUUGCUCUCUCAGAGGGUUUAUUAUUUUUGACAGAACCAUGGAGAUCAGGUAGAUAUGUUGAUGUUCUUACUAAAACAGCAAUUGAGAAUGAGAUUGCUGACAGAAUUGUUGAACAAAAGGCACAAGAAGAAGAUGGGGAUGACACAAUUGAGUUACCGAACGAUGUUGAAGUAAAUGAAGAAAAAUAUAAAAAUGAACAGUCUGAAAGGUAUUUGAAGGCAGCUAGUAAUUUCUUACAAAGGUCCAUUGAAUAUGCUAGAUCAGUGGAUCUACCUUCUGAUUUUAACUUAAUAGAACUUUCUGAUGAUGAAACUGGAGGUUCUAGUGAAUCUACAGAUGCUAUAAAGAAGAAAAAUUUGAACACCUUAAAAGCUAACGCUGCUUUGGAUCCAACACACCCUAAACGAUUAGAUAUGGCUACAUUUAGAAUGAUUAUCCUUGCGGAUGAAACAUAUGAAUUAUUUUUUUCAGAAACUUGGAGAUGUUCUACACAUGUUAAUAAAUUAAUAGACACAGAUAAUACAAGAGGAAAGGCCUUGCGUGGUAUGUUUGAUGGGUUUAUGGCUGAUGGCAGAAAGGUUGCCAAACAAGUCCGUAUCCGUGUUGAUUCUGUUGCUACCACUAGAAGUAGAGGAGAUUCUAUAUUAAGUACCGAUACUAAUGCAACAUCAAACACCCCAAUGGCAAAAUCUCUCUCGUCUUCUACUAAAGAAGAUAAAUUCGAAGAUAUCGAUGAUUUUACUUCAGAACAGCAAGAGGAACGUGAUGAUCUACUAGGAAAUUCAUGGGUAGAAAUGGAUAUCGAUGAUACCAUGAUAGAACCUGAAAGAAAACAAGUUCUCUCUAGGCCUCCAAUGAGCAACUCCAUAUCAAAGGAUUUAAUUGAAUUUGAAGCAUAA